AUUUAUUGCAAAGCUACCAAUGCCGGUGGUGCGCGCCAUCUCUCUCUCUCUCUCUACCACUUGAAAAAAACAGGUGAGACGUAGGAGCAUCGCUAGCCAUGAGGAGUCCUCUCUUCGGAGGCCGCCGCUCGGGCUCCGAUGGCGGCACGCCGGUCAACUUGUCUCACUCGGCAAGCACGUCCACUUUCUCCUCAGCCUCCACCACCACUUCUCGGAGGUCAGCCGCCACCGCCACCGCCGUCGAUACCAGGAACCCGUUCACCGCUGUCGCUCGCUCCAUCGCGGAUGCGCUCGUCGCUUGCUUCACUCCCCCGGAGCCGGAUAACAACAACUCCACCAGCACGUUCAAUGAUUCUUCUGCGUCAAGUUCCGGAAGCAGGCAGAGGCGUAAUUCAAAUCAAUCGAUAUAUGGGAGCACCAACAGUUCAACUCACCGCAGAGAGCCGGGGAGUAUGAAGUUCACCAUUCAAGAAAUCCUCAAGGCGACUAAAAACUUCUCGCCCACCUUAAAGAUCGGACAAGGAGGAUUUGGAACGGUCUACAAAGGUCAUCUUGAAGAUGGGACGAUAGUUGCCAUUAAACGCGCAAAGAAGAUUGCGUAUGAUAAACACUUAGGAGCUGAGUUUGAAAGUGAGGUUAGGACUCUUGCACAAGUGGAACAUCAGAAUCUAGUGAGAUGCUAUGGUUAUUUGGUGCAUGAAGAUGAGAGGAUUCUUGUGGUCGAGUAUGUUGCAAAUGGAACUCUUAGGGAGCACUUGGACUGUGUGAGUGGCAAUGUUCUUAAUUUUGCUGCACGGUUAGAUGUUGCGAUUGAUGUGGCGCAUGCUGUCACUUAUCUACAUAUGUAUACAGACCAUCCUAUCAUACACAGAGAUAUCAAGUCCUCCAACAUUCUCCUUACUGAGAAUCUACGAGCAAAAGUGGCCGACUUUGGUUUUGCACGACUGGCAGCUGAUAGUGAGAUGGGAGCUACGCAUGUUUCCACUCAAGUCAAAGGCACUGCUGGCUACUUGGAUCCGGAAUAUCUCAAAACUUACCAACUCACAGAGAAGAGUGAUGUGUACUCAUUCGGCGUCUUGCUGGUUGAACUCAUCACAGGCAGACGCCCCAUUGAGCCUAAACGAGAAGUCAAGGAGCGCCUCACUGCCAGAUGGGCAGUGAAGAAGUUUGCAAAUGGUGAUGGAAUUAUGGCUUUGGAUCCGAGGGUGGUGAGGUCUCCUGCGAAUACCUUUGCCCUCGAGAAGAUUUUCGAGUUGGCAUUGCAGUGUUUGGCUCCCCACCGGAAGAACAGGCCAAGUAUGAGGAAAUGCGCGGAGGCUCUUUGGGGCAUCAGGAAGGACUACAAGGAGAUGUUUUCGGAUGUGAUCCACGAGUAAAUCAGAGUGCAGGCUGCAGCAUGUCAUGCUUAGCUUAGCUGAACCCAUUUUUCAAGCAACCGUUGCUGUUUUCGAGUGUUGAGGAGAUGCCGAGGAAGAAGCCACUGUCACAGGGUAGUCAAAUGGUGAUAUUGUACAUUCAUAUCAAUAUUUCAUACAGCAAGUUUGGAGAUUUUAAGGUGGUUUGCUUAUUUUUUUUAGUUUGCAUUUUUGGCUUGUCUAUAUAUACAUAGGUAAUUCUGUAGAGAGAGAGCAGAAAAAAAAUAUUGCAAAAUUUUGAACUACAUAUACUUUUUCUUCAUUCA
Salvia hispanica is the source of this 1681-nucleotide messenger RNA. It is a transcript of the gene CRCK2, whose product is annotated as calmodulin-binding receptor-like cytoplasmic kinase 2. Gene Ontology annotation, molecular function: protein kinase activity; ATP binding. NCBI's taxonomy places the organism in Eukaryota, Viridiplantae, Streptophyta, Magnoliopsida, Lamiales, Lamiaceae. The record is from RefSeq and is a predicted model, not a curated record. Gene Ontology annotation, biological process: protein phosphorylation.